CUCUGAGUCACUCCUCCGGAGCAGAUGCCGCCGGCUGGUGGAGCCUCGCCUGUCUGCGCGCCGCCGGGAGAAGGUGGGAGAUUUACGAAAGCGGUCCCCUUGAAUCUCCGCAAUGAACAUCCUGGCCCCUGUGCGGAGGGACCGGGUCAUUGGAGAGCUGCCCCAGUAUUUCACCAAAGAGGCAGCUCUGCAUGGCAGGACCUCCUUCCAUCCCAAAGUGGUGGGCACGUGCCAGGCACAACGGACGGGCACCGUGGGCAGGUUUAAAAUCUCCAAGAUCAUUGUGGUGGGCGACCUGUCGGUGGGGAAAACCUGCUUGAUUAACCGGUUUUGCAAAGAUACCUUUGAUAAGAAUUACAAGGCGACCAUUGGGGUGGAUUUUGAAAUGGAGCGUUUUGAGAUUCUGGGGGUGCCCUUCAGCCUUCAGCUGUGGGACACUGCUGGCCAGGAGCGCUUCAAGUGCAUUGCCUCCACCUACUAUCGGGGAGCACAAGCCAUCAUUAUUGUCUUUGAUGUGAAUGACGUGGCAUCGCUUGACCACACGAGGCAGUGGCUGGCAGAUGCCCUGAAGGAGAAUGACCCGUCCAACGUCCUCCUCUUCCUAGUUGGCACUAAGAAGGAUCUCAGUUCCGCUGCGCAGUACGGCCUGGUCGAGAGGGAUGCCCGGAAGGUGGCAAAGGAGAUGCAGGCUGAGUACUGGGCCGUCUCGUCGCUCACAGGUGAGAAUGUGCGGGAAUUUUUCUUCCGUCUGGCUGCGCUCACCUUCGAAGAGAGUGUGCUGGCCGAGCUGGAGAGGAGCAGCGUGCGCAGGAUCGGGGACAUUGUGCGGAUCCACGGGGACGAGCGGGACCUGUACUUGACGGAGAAGAGGAAGCGGAGCAAGUGCUGCCCGUGAGCGAGCGCCCCCGAGCAGCCCUGAUCUCCGCUGCCCCAGCAUUUGCACGGACUCACUUCUAGACCAAAGGGGCUGCCCCCUGGCGUGCAGGGGGCACCACCACAGGAGAGACAGACACAUCUCCCAGACGCUGCCAAACCAAAGAUUUCUUGUGGAGCCCCCCUUCCCGAACGCUCCCCUGUGCCUCGGACUCACCGCCACCUUCCCCCGCAAGGGCCCACCUUUCUCUUGGCACCAGCAAGCACAUGCCCUGCUUUGAGCCCCCAGAGCUGCAGCCGACGCCCCAGGGCUGCCCGGACUGUGCCAGCCACUUCCUCCUGCCUGAAAAAGAAAUGCCUUCCUUGCUUUUUCUA
This is a messenger RNA of Candoia aspera, 1248 nucleotides long. RefSeq names its product RAB34, member RAS oncogene family (gene RAB34). The transcript has 11 exons. The record is from RefSeq and is a predicted model, not a curated record. Gene Ontology annotation, cellular component: Golgi cisterna; phagocytic vesicle. Gene Ontology annotation, molecular function: GTPase activity; GTP binding. Gene Ontology annotation, biological process: phagosome-lysosome fusion; Golgi to plasma membrane protein transport. NCBI's taxonomy places the organism in Eukaryota, Metazoa, Chordata, Lepidosauria, Squamata, Candoiidae. Bases 113 to 895 code for a protein of 260 amino acids.